GUAUCGGCUGGAGCCCAGGAUCUGCCGAGAGGAAAGCGGCAGCUUUGCGGCGGGCGAGCCGAGGCCUGCGCGCGCGGCCGGCCUGGACGUGGAGCACCCGUUCGCUGCAGGGAUUCCCGACAGCGCUUUUGGCGAGACGGACAAAAUUAGCCCAAACUCUAUUAGACAUAACCUGUCCCUGCACAGCAAGUUCAUUAAAGUUCAUAAUGAAGCCACAGGCAAAAGUUCCUGGUGGAUGCUCAAUCCUGAAGGUGGCAAAAGUGGAAAAGCUCCAAGAAGAAGAGCUGCCUCCAUGGACAACAGCAGCAAACUUGCAAAAGUCAGAGGUAAAGCAUCCAAAAAGAAGGCUUCUCUACAGUCCACUUCAGAGGCCACUGCUGACAGUCCUGGUUCCCAAUUCCCUAAGUGGCCUGGGAGCCCGUCCUCAAGAAGUAACGAGGACUCUGAUGUGUGGAACACUUUCCGGCCCCGAACCAGUUCCAACGCAAGCACCAUCAGUGCCAGGCUGUCUCCUAUCCUGACCGAGCAGGAUGACCUGCAUGACGAAGAGCUGCUCCCUUCCCUGGUGUACUCCAGCGCAUCCAGCAACGUCCCGCCAACGGUGACCGAGGAGCUCGAGCUCAUUGAUGGCUUAAAUCUGAUGUCUCCCAGCUCGUCUGUGCUCUCCAGCCAGCAGUCUGCCUCGAGUGGUCCAAUCCAGAGAGAUUCCAGCUUUCCCUUGCGGAGCCCGAACGCAGCUGGUCAGACGGCCACUUUUGGCAAUUCCCUGUUCAACCCUGUCGACAUGUCGCUGCAGAGCUCCGUCGGCCACUUCUCCGGCCCCCAGACCUUGGAGGCUCUUCUGACCCCCAGCUCUCCUCCUCCGAGGGACGUGAUGAUGACUCAGGUGGACCCGGUUCUCCCGCAGACCGGCAGCAGGAUGAGCAACCGAACCCUCCUGCUGCUAGGUGGGCAAGCUGGCCAGAGCAAGAUGAGCCCGGGGAACCCCCGAGGAAAGCCUGCGGAGCAACAGGCAGAGCCAGUGGGCACCAGUGUUUUGCCAUCAACACUUCCCAUAGCAGCAUCUCCUCAGAACACUGCCAGCAUGGCCAGUUUGAAGGCUCCAGUUUCUGCAGCAGCUGCCCAGGCAGUCCAGCUGGGCACUCCCCCGCCGCUCUUUUCUUCUGCUAGCCCCGUUUCCGUGGGAUUCAACCAGGACAGGCUGCCCACUGACCUGGACAUUGACAUGUACAUGGAGAACCUUGAAUGUGAUAUGGAUUACAUAAUCAACAGUGACCUCAUGGAUGGAGAAGGACUGGACUUUAAUUUUGAACCCAUUCUAUCUACUCCCAGCUAUCCCAGCACCUCACAGGCCUCCAACCAUACCUGGGUACCAAGUUAACUUCAGGAGCACAAAAAGUGUCCUUCAGGUUUUGAACAUCGGGUUCUGACUUCGCUUCCCACCCCGGCAGAGAAAAGAACGGAGCAUGUUGGAUACAGCUUCCCUGCACACCACUCCUCGGGCAGAAGGGGCUGCCUACCUGGGAAGAAGGGGGCAACCUGCACCUGGCUGCGACAGGAAGAGUUGAAAAGUAAUAACCUGUUACGUGCCACAUCUCUUCCUACAAACCUGACCUUGCCUUGGACGC
Messenger RNA from Tinamus guttatus (white-throated tinamou), 1628 nucleotides. The record is from RefSeq and is a predicted model, not a curated record. Lineage: Eukaryota; Metazoa; Chordata; Aves; Tinamiformes; Tinamidae.